ACAAACUACCUUACCUAGUGGAGCUCAAAACGAGGAUUUUGCAGGAAUCCAAGUAAACAAAUAAGGUAACUUCUCGUGCCAAACGGCUACAAAGCCCUUCCCAUGCUUCUCUUCUUGUCCACAUGCAUGCCACCUUUUACAUAUCUACAAAGCGCAGAGGCCUAUAAUAAAUAUAUAUAAGCAAAUGACGCCCCGCCUACUCUCCCUCCAAUCCAUCUUAUGAUCCUUCUUACCCUGUCUCUUCCUUCUUAACAAUCUCUCUCCCCCUCCGAAUAUAUAAAUAAAGAGACCAUUCAUGUGCAAGGUUAAGGGCGGCGCUUCCAUGUUCUUCUGUUCAGCUUAGAAUCCUUUUGCCACCUUUGUCCGGCCUCUUCUGUAACAUUUAUUCACAAUUUUGCAUUCAUAUGGUAAAAACAUAAGUUUCUAUUGAACCCUGGAAUUAAUUCAUGGGUUUGGUUUCAGUGCUACUGAUCUCGUUUUGUGUUCUGUCAAUAAGCUUGGUCGGCACUGAUAAUAUUGUUGUUGGGAUACCAACAACUCUUGAUGGACCCUUUAAGCCAGUGACUGUCCCUCUUGAUAAAACUUUUAGAGGACAUGCUGUGGACUUGCCUGAUACAGACCCUCGAGUGCAAAGGGUUGUUCAAGGUUUUGAGCCCGAACAGAUUUCUGUGUCCCUCUCUACUACUCAUGACUCUGUUUGGAUUUCUUGGAUUACAGGGGAUUUUCAAAUUGGGGAUAGCAUAAAACCAUUGAAUCCUAAAACUGUUGCUAGUGUUGUUCGAUACGGAAGGUUAAGAUUUCCACUUAUUCACAAAGCUACUGGUUAUUCCCUUGUUUACAACCAGUUGUAUCCUUUCGUAGGCCUCCAGAACUACACUUCUGGGAUCAUACACCAUGUCCGUCUUACAGGGUUAAAACCCAACACACUUUAUCAUUAUCAAUGUGGAGAUCCUUCAAUACCAGCAAUGAGCAGUACAUAUUACUUUAAGACUAUGCCGGCUUCUGGCCCCAAUAGUUACCCCAGCAGAAUAGCAAUAGUGGGGGACCUAGGUCUUACGUACAAUACAACCUCAACAGUUGAUCACAUGAUUGGAAACAAUCCUGAUCUUAUUUUAGUGGUUGGAGAUGUUUGUUAUGCUAACUUGUACCUUACCAAUGGAACUGGGGCUGAUUGCUACUCCUGCUCUUUUUCUCGAACUCCCAUUCAUGAAACCUAUCAGCCUCGCUGGGAUUACUGGGGAAGAUAUAUGCAGCCUGUGACAUCUAAAAUUCCAAUAAUGGUGGUAGAAGGAAACCAUGAGAUAGAAAAACAAGUUGAAAAUCAGACAUUUGUUGCUUAUAGUUCUCGAUUUGCGUUCCCAUCCAAGGAAAGUGGAUCAUCCUCCGCGUUCUAUUACUCUUUCAACGCUGGUGGGAUACAUUUCAUAAUGCUGGGUGGCUACAUUGCCUACAACAAAUCAGCGCAUCAAUACAAGUGGUUGGAGAAAGAUCUUGCCAAGGUUGACAGAAAAGUGACCCCAUGGUUGGUGGCUACCUGGCACCCUCCUUGGUACAGCACCUACAAAGCGCAUUAUAGAGAAGCAGAAUGUAUGAGGACAGCAAUGGAAGAUUUGCUUUAUCAGUAUGGUGUUGACAUAAUCUUUAAUGGCCAUGUACAUGCCUACGAGAGGUCUAACCGGGUAUACAACUACACUUUGGAUCCUUGUGGUCCUGUUCAUAUCACCGUCGGUGAUGGUGGAAACCGAGAGAAGAUGGCCAUUGCACAUGCUGAUGAACCCGGUAACUGUCCUGAUCCAUCCACUACACCAGAUGAGUACAUGGGCGGUUUCUGUGCAUUCAAUUUUACAUCAGGACCAGCAGCUGGAAAAUUCUGCUGGGACCGGCAGCCAGAUUAUAGCGCAUACAGAGAAAGUAGCUUUGGUCAUGGGAUUUUUGAGGUAUCUCUCUAGGCUCCUUUGACCAUGCUGUGCCCACAGGCGUGACUAAUUGCUUUGUUUUGUUUUAUUUUAUUCGUUGCCUGAUCUAAAAGGGGAUUGAGAACACUUAGAACUUCUAUCGACUAUGGAUUCGACAGCCAUCCUUCGAAUCAGGUAGUGUUGAUGGAGAACAAGCAUACACAAACACAAGCUGACACCUUCUCUAGAAACUUGUCUGAAUAUAUUCCACAUGCAUUACAUAUAAAAUAAUUUAGUUGCAUCAGUAAGUAGAAGAAUUAGUGCUGGGGGCUAUGAGAGGAGCAGAAAUCUAGUCUGAAUAUAUGUAUGUAUGGAGGUAUGUAUCAUGGAAGAUGACUGCUCUGAUUAAAGUUGCUCAAGAAUGCCAAAAUGGUUGUGAUAUUCACUUUCAGGUCAAAAAUGAGACUCAUGCUCUAUGGACAUGGCACCGAAAUCAGGACAUGUACAAUUCUCCUGGAGAUCAGAUUUAUAUAGUAAGGCAGCC
Molecule: messenger RNA, 2439 nt
Organism: Populus euphratica (Euphrates poplar)
Lineage: Eukaryota; Viridiplantae; Streptophyta; Magnoliopsida; Malpighiales; Salicaceae
Product: purple acid phosphatase 15-like
Exons: 6
Coding region: 447-1949 (500 amino acids)
Molecular function (GO): metal ion binding; acid phosphatase activity
Source: RefSeq, a predicted model, not a curated record